Messenger RNA from Stylophora pistillata, 2113 nucleotides. RefSeq names its product C-type mannose receptor 2. NCBI's taxonomy places the organism in Eukaryota, Metazoa, Cnidaria, Anthozoa, Scleractinia, Pocilloporidae. The record is from RefSeq and is a predicted model, not a curated record.
UACUGACGUAAAAAAUAACGCAGUUGUGGUUGACAUUCCCAAGUCGCCAACCUCUCCAUGAUAAAACUACCCGUGAAAAGCGCUUCGAAACUCUCGCUUUCGAACAUUUUCACGGUGUCGGCAACAAUAUGAACAACUCUCGAACAAUACUUUUAGUGUAGGAGCCAAAGGUACGGAGACAGCUAAACUCAACGUGGUUGUGUUCUGUUCAGCAGAGAGGCAUUUUCAACUUGAAUUCAAAUCAGUCGUAAAGAGUUGGAAGUUUGGCAGCCCGGCGUAUGAGAUGAAGUUUUUCCUGUUACUAGCACUGUUUGACCUUGCGACGAUUUCUCAAGCUGAGAAAGUGAUAUCGAUCGAGAAAAAGCUUUUGGAAAGAAGGAGAGGAGAAUGCGUUACAUUCCAAGGUUUACACUUCUUCAAAGUGAACGGCACUGUUACAUGGACGCGUGAGACAAAACCCUUGCCUCAAAGCGACCCGCGCUUUGUUAUCUCAAAUCAAGGCAAAACUCUUGAAAUACGUCAACUGCAGGAAUCAGAUACGGCCCUUUAUUCAUCUAUGAUUCAAACUGAAGGUGGAUUGGAAAUAACUCGUCACUGGCUUGUGGUAAGAGGUUGUCAUGUAAAUGAAGAAGAAAUUGAACUAAACGGCUGUGAAACAGCCUGUAAAGCCAUGUGUCUGAACGAUUGGCAUUACUCUAAUGGAAAGUGCUAUCGUUAUUUCUCUACACCGAAGACCUGGCUGGACGCGUACUAUCAUUGCCAGGGACAUUUUGGAGCCAAACUUGCCACCAUCGACAACAGCGAGGAUAACACAUUUGUUGGAGGGCUUCUUCAAUCAGGUUCGGGUGCUUGGAUUGGAUUGAACGACAGAAGCAAAGAAUCAAGGUUCUUGUGGAACUACAACAAGUUUGAUACGCCGAGAUAUUUUGCAUGGGACGAAACUGACCCCUCCAACACUGAACCGAACAACUUUAACGGACAGUGCAAUGUGGAGAGUUGUGUAGAGAUGAAAAGCAUCAACAAAAAGUGGAACGACGUGGUUUGUAAAGCACACAGGAGUUAUGUAUGUGAGAGGGCGUCCAAAGAAGAUAACUCUGGUUGGAAAUGUCCGGGUGGUGGCACAUGCUACUGGUAUGAGCUCGAGACUGUCACGUGGGACUGGGCACGACAGUCUUGCAGAGAUAAAAAUGCCAUGCUUGUAAAGAUAGCCAGCAACUCAAAAAACAGAUUGAUCGGAGAUAUGAUAAAAACGAACAUAUGGAUUGGGCUCAACGACCGAGUGGAAGCUGGGAUAUACGUAUGGAACGACAUAGGCCAGGGACAAUUUAAUAACCGAUCUUCAUAUUACAACUGGGACAAGGAGGAACCCAAUGACAAGCAUUAUGACCGUGGUACACCAAGGAGAUGUGAUGGCGAGGAUUGUGUUAAGAUCCAUAUCCAGAAUGGUAAAGUGACUUGGUUUGACUUAAACUGCGAGAUCGCGCUGCCAUUUAUUUGCGAAAAGAGCCGAGACCCCUAUCUAAGCUUUGCUGCUUGGAUAGCCAUUUCAAUGGGUGCAGGUCUCCUUCUCAGUAUAUUUGGUGGCCGAGCCUACAUGGAACUUAUACAUCGGAAAGGACGCAAGCAGGUGAAGCAGAUGAUAGGGGAAGCUACCGAUAGCGAGGAAAAGAAAGAUUAGAACAGUACGAAAUUCUUUAUAUGGCGGAAAUGAUUGUGGUGUCAAAGCUUAAUCGGUUUCUUCUAGUUACUCUCCUUUACGGCUGUCACGCAAUGUGCUUUCUAAUCCAGAAAACCAAUUGACGGCUGUCAAGAGACUUGUUUCGCUGAAAAAACAAACAAGGAUGACGUAAGCUCAGUAUAGUUUAGUUUCCCCGGUCACGAGAAGCCCUUUUCGAAAUAUGUCCCGGUGUUUUGUGUAGUUAUUGCGUGCCUGCGUGACCGUUCGUGGUCACUGCGUUACUCCAGCUCUUAAAUGGUCACUGGAUUACUGAAACUAGUUGGAAAGAUUAUUCUAGUCGCAGAUUGAUUGAAAAGUAGACAUUCUGGAAAGUACUUAUGAAUAUGUAUAGAAAUUUUAACCCAUGAUUGUGAUUCACAGGUAAUAAGUUGUAAA